AUGGAGAAUAACUAUAUGAGUACACAAGACUCACGUCAGUGCAGAUCACGGUCGAACAGUCAUCUCUCGUCGACAGCCGCACAGUUCCAAGGAUUAAACCUUCAGUCUUCUUCUUCAUCGACGACAGCCGAACCGGGUGGAUCAUUAUCCUCAUCAGGCAUUCAUCCCACUUCGGACUUCCGCGCUUCACCUCCUACUUUCCUGGACCAAAACCAAACUUCACCAGAACCAUUUAUCUCAGCCCCAGCUCCUCAACAACAGUUUACUCCGUUUCCUCUAUUUUCAGAAACCGACUUGGAUGCGAACUGGAGUUUCAUCUCGUCGACGGAAGAACACUCCGACUCGGUGCCUUUAGUUAGAGUCGAACAUCAACCAUUCGGCGAUCAAAGAUCUAUCCGCUCCAAUUCAAAUCCAUCAACUAUGAGUACUCUCGGAAUUCAGCAGUUCGACGACCGCUUUGAUGCCAGUAUGCACGGCGGUCUUCGUCACACGUACACAUGGCCUCAAUUCGAGAUGCAUGAACAGUUCAUGCCACAUCAUGCGAAUCAGGGUCUUAACUCAGGACAACUAACACCGCACUUGUACGAUGAACCAAAACUCAUGCCUAUGUAUGCGAGAUCUCUUUCUUCAAGCCCACCUCGAGCAAGCCUUACUCCGGAGCAAAGAGAACUGAAGCGUCAGCGUGAUCAUGCGAGAAGGGACUCGAAAACGAGAGUGAGGAGGGAGAGAUCGACGAGCAACACCAGCAACCCUUACCUGUCAUCUCAGGCUGGCUCGCCAGAUCUUCUACCCAGAACCGUUCCCGAAUACCCAGGAGCACUCACUCCAUCUCCUCUUCUAUCACAAGACUCUCUACAGAACUCACCGGCGUUGGGAAGCACAAACUUCUUGACGCCAUACUCACCACCUCUCAACCAGCAGCCACCUUCAGAGAUGUACGGACCAGUCUUUACAAUGGGUCCAAACGAUUUCACUUCAGCUCCAGCAUAUUCUAUGCCGUUUUCCAAUGGUGAACAACCCAGCCUAGCAUCAUAUGUUGGCCGUCCACACUCACUGUCUCUCUCUUCAGCUCCGGAUCAGGCAGCACUGUACAGGACUCAGCAAGUGAGCCCGAAGGUGGUCUCAUCCGAGUCCGGCGACCAUGUACGAGUGGUUCACAGCCGUCCUAAGCCACAGUGCUGGGAGCACGGCUGCAACGGACGCCAGUUUUCCACAUUUAGUAACUUACUACGCCAUCAGCGAGAGAAGUCUGGAGCAGCUCAGAAGUCAAGCUGCCCCAAUUGCGGGGCUGAGUUUACCCGCACUACGGCGAGAAACGGCCACAUGGCUCACGACAAGUGCAAGUCGAGGAGGAACUCAUGA
Molecule: messenger RNA, 1362 nt
Organism: Mollisia scopiformis
Lineage: Eukaryota; Fungi; Ascomycota; Leotiomycetes; Helotiales; Mollisiaceae
Exons: 4
Coding region: 1-1362 (453 amino acids)
Source: RefSeq, a predicted model, not a curated record